Messenger RNA from Pelecanus crispus (Dalmatian pelican), 1244 nucleotides. The record is from RefSeq and is a predicted model, not a curated record. NCBI's taxonomy places the organism in Eukaryota, Metazoa, Chordata, Aves, Pelecaniformes, Pelecanidae.
GUGGAAUGGAGAAAAUAAAACAGCAUACCUUUGCCUUAUCUCACUACACCUAUACUGUGCUGUCUACCUUAAAAUAUGCCAAUGGAGCUCCUGUAGUACGUAUUUACAGUGAUACAGAUUUCAGCAAUCCUGAUGUCCAGGGUCCAAUCAUUAAUUUUAACGUGCUCGAUGAAAAUGGAGAGGUGAUCGGCUUUUCACAGGUGGACAAGAUGGCCAGUCUCUACAACAUACAUGUCCGCACAGGUUGCUUCUGUAAUACAGGAGCCUGCCAGAUGCAUUUGGGUAUAAGCAAUGAGGACAUCCAAAGGAACCUGCAGGCUGGCCAUGUCUGUGGAGAUGAUAUAGACCUAGUUGAUGGACGUCCCACUGGUUCUGUGAGAAUAUCCUUUGGCUACAUGUCUUCUUUUGAAGAUGCACAGACGUUUUUGAAAUUCAUCAUAGCCACCAGACUCUCCAAGUCAGACACUGAGAUUCCCUUCCAGUCCCCUGUUACAAAGCUGACGACAGAGUCUGUGCCAGAUGACCACCCUUCCUUUAACAAUGCAGAUAAAUUGUCUCCAAUACCACACAUCUCGGAUAGAGAACUCGGGACUAAUUCAUCUGCGACAAAGAUGACUGUCAAGUGGCAGCCACCGGAGGCCAAGGCGGAAAGCAUAAGGGCAGCUGUUUCUGAGACUGCAGUACCAACAUGUAGAAGAGGUGGCAAGCCCAUCACUGUCACCAGCAUUUACCUCUACCCAAUCAAAUCCUGUUCUGCAUUUGAGGUCACAGAAUGGCCAGUGGGAAACCAGGGUUUGCUGUAUGACCGUAACUGGAUGGUUGUAAACCAGAAUGGAGUCUGCGUGACUCAGAAGCAGGAGCCAAGGUUGUGUCUUGUAAAUCCCUCAAUUGAUCUGAAGAAAAAAGUUAUGGUCAUCCAGGCAGAAGGCAUGGACCCAAUAUCUGUAUCACUAGAAGAAAAUACUGGAAAAGAAGCUGUGAUCUGUGAGAGUAAAGUCUGUUCACACAGGGUAAAAACGUAUGACUGUGGAGAAAGACUUGCUGACUGGUUCUCUUUGUUUCUUGGUCGUCCAUGUCGCUUGAUAAGACAAAGCUCAGACAUGAAAAACGGGUCACAUCAGAAAAAUGCAAAAGGUCUGGCAUCUGCUACAAACAUCUCACUCUCUCUUGUGAAUGAAGCACAAUACCUCCUGAUAAAUGUGGCGAGCAUUCUGCAGCUAAAAGAACAUAUUUCUGCAAGGUAA